Messenger RNA from Amoebophrya sp. A120, 4598 nucleotides. The record is from the annotation of a GenBank genome assembly. Lineage: Eukaryota; Dinophyceae; Syndiniales; Amoebophryaceae.
CCCACUACAGCUCUUCACAAAGGACAGCACCUACAUCAACACACAAAAAAAAAAUCAGACCGAAGAGGCAAAUUCACUUCGUUGUGAAACACGAUCGAAAACCCGCUAUGAUGCCGGUGAACACAAGGCAACCGCCAAGCGGGGCCGGGGGCUCCUUACUUUCCGCACGCGGGCUCCCGCCGCUGCAGCCGAUCGUGUUUAAAAACUCCCCGGAGUCACUCGACGGCUCCUUUCUGCGGAACCAAAUUGCGCAGGGAGGUGCGGCAGUGGCGCCAAAGAGUUUUUACACGGUUCAGAUGCCAGUCGCGUCCACGGUGCCAGUGCCGGUAUUUUUUGGUAGAAGCGGUUGCUCUUGUGCCUGUUCUUCUAGUACCUUUGUCCUAGUUGCCGUUUCCACUCCUGUUGACGCCGUCGUGAGAUGUUGCAGUACUCGUAUAGCAGUGGACUUGCAUGCCAAAAGAUUUCCGUAUGACUAAGUCAAACAAAAUCAUUAUCAGCCACCAAUAUCGCGGAUUUCUCUUGGCACCAGCAGUAGACGGGAACCAGUCACCGUGGAGGAGACGCAGCCACCAGCGACCACGGGGGCAACACGUACUCAGUACUUAGUCGGAAUUAUUUGGCACAAGUCUUCAUACACGGUUCUUCAGCCCAUUCUCCCAUGCAGAUGCGCUCGGGCUAGAGGAGGGAGUAGCACGCAGCAGUCCGGUAAAGGGCACACUGCCAGCGUCAUCAUCUCCCACGCAGAUGCGCAUGACAAAAAGGACAUAGAAGAAGCGCGCGUGUCUUGCAUGACACAAAACGCAAAAACAUCACUUCCUUUAUUAGGUUUUCAAGUCGCCCCUGAUAGCCCGUUAGUUUUCGAGGAGGAGGAAGAUCACAGUAUGGACGAGCACUCGUCAAAGGCCACAAAAGUCGUCGAGCAUGUCGGGAAUCUGAUGGGCACACUACGCAAUACAAAUUUAGUGAUUUACCCCACGACAUGACGCGCAGAAGCAAUGAAUAUGAAUUUUGGCAACUUACUUAAUAAAUAAAGAAAGACUAUUAAGACAUCAUUUGUCACGCCGAACUGCAACCUGUAUCUGUGCGGAGUAGUUGUUGUGAGUAGUAAAUUUACCGUGGAUACGCAUUGCAGCGCUUGCACGGAGAAAACCGAUUUUGGAAAAAUAAGUACCUCACAGCGAAGAAGGAACACUUCGCAAAAUUCUUCACGCAGACGAACAGUAUAAAUUGAGUCCAAGUGCUGGUUUGUUUGCAUUUUUUUCGAUUUUAUGAUUUUGUUUUUGUCUCGUAUGUGGGUUGGAAACCGAAACAUGCGUCAGUAGAGCUUAUCUCUUUAAACGUCUUUUCCUGCCGUUGUUUGAGCAUAUUAACAAACAAAAAUCACAGCCGGCCUCCUCUCACACGUGCUGCAGCUCUGGAAGGACCAAACGAAGGAAGAGAUCUUCAAGAAAAAAAUUGCGGCACUGGAUAUCGUAAUGGAGAGGGAAAAGCAGUCACGGGAAGCCGAGUGGGGAUCCAAAACAACCCAGCAGGAGGAAGGUUUUUACCGUUUCUUUGCUCUGUAAUUUUGUCCGGUCGUUUUCUUAGGUUAAUAGUGUCCCUUUUUCUACUUUGUAGUUUUCAAGCGUGGCUAUUCCAAAGAAGCGCGAUAGCGCCAUCGUCAAGUGGUCGGUGCCGUGUAUGGCAUGUGUAUUGAUGAGUCAACCUAAUCUAGAAGUACAACAACUUUGCACGUUCAAUAAAACCUAGAUUUCCGGCGGCGAGAGAAGGAAAUUGAGGGCUUGGAAAUCGAGCACCACCGACAACUAGAAGAGCUGACGAUGCGUAUGAGAGUGGAAAGUCAACAAAGUUUCUCAUGCGGAUGCGGCUAUUCCUGCUGUCUCUGUCAUGCAUCCACAUGAGAAAUCUUCCAUGUGUUGUCUUUUUCAUAAGCCAGGCUGGCCGUUUGGAAACCACGGUAGCGGAAAGCAGAGAAAACUUUGAGGCCAAUCGCAGUAUCAUCCGGGAGUUCAAGGUACUAUGAAUUGACAUGUUGUACUUACACAAUUUCAAUUGUAGCAGCUCCUUCUUUUUUUAUGAUGCAUCAAAAAACAUGCCUGGCCUGCUCAAUCUGCUACAGAAAUUAUUUAACCCAAACUAUUCACUAUCAGGACCGUCUGUCCGGUGUGGACAGCUGUUCGACCCCGACAUACGUGGACCCGAACAAGGGUGCCGAGUUUCUCCGCGUGCAUCUUCACGAGUGUCUGCAAACCGUCGACCGCCACUACGUGCCGCCCAUUGGCACGAAAAUUUUCAACGUCACGGAGCCGAGCGCCGCCGGCGGGAACGGCGGAAACAACAGCCGACCCUCCUCCGUGCGGCUCAGCCGCCCGGUGUCAGCGAAUACCGCGAUUUAACAAGGGGGGAGGGAAUUGGAAGUGUCUUCGUUCUUCUAGAUGCUUGAUCAUGUGCUGGUAAUCGAAUUGGCGCGGUGAUGAAGUUGGGAUGAUCGCGAAUUCCAGAACUUGCGCCCCGAUGAAGUUCCGCACAUUCAUCGCGUUGGCCCAGCGUAGAAACCAAUGAAAAACGCCCCCCGAGCUUGUGACUUACAUCCGGGCCCAAGUUCUGAAAAGCCGCGGGAGCGGCAUGGGCCCCGUCUGCGUGUUCUGAGCUCCGUAGAGGCGCCAGGAACAGGCUCUCGGCUCGCGCGGGGGUCGCAAAAUCGAUUUUGUGAACAGACAGCCCUCGGUGGGUGCCGCGGCUCAGUCCUCGACAGCCGCUGGGCGCUUGAUGGGGCGCAGAGUCGGGGGUUUUAGUUACUUCAGGCUCGCAGAAUCGUCUGCGGGUUCAAUCACCCGAGGCGCGCAAAAUCGAUUUUGUUGGCCCGCUCCUUGUGCGAUGUCCGCGUCAGUGGUGGUGCGGUAGGGCCCGUUGCCCGUACCUCAUAGGGCGCGGGCUGGGACGGGGGUUGGUAAGGCAUUGGCGUGGGAGACUGCAUCCGCGAAGAAAGGGCGGACACACAAAAUCGAUUUUGUGGGAGAUCCGCUAAAGCGCAUAGCUGGAAGCUCUCCCCCCUAGUCCGUCGGCCCGGCGGAUUGCGUGGCGCACCGCCUCGAUAUUGAGCCACGCGGCCGCUCGAUUCUGUCGGACCUGGGAAGCUGCGAAAUCGAUUUUGUGUGGUCGGGCGAUUGUGUGGCCUUCAACAGCCCUUGCGCGACCCACAACAUCGAACCACCUGUGGUCAGCUCAAAACCGGCCUUGUGGUCGGCGCUGCGUUCUGGGGGAAUGGAAAAUCGAUUUUGUGCAAUCUGCGGGAUUGCGCGUCUGGAGGAGGGGUUUUGUGCAAUCCGCGUCUGCGGCUUCGAUUUUGUGCAAUCUGCGUUGUGUGCCAUGCAAAAUCGAUUUUGUGCAAUGCAAAAUCGAUUUUGCGGGAUUCGGUUUUGUGCAAUGCAGAAUCGGGAUUCGGUUUUGUGCAGAGCAAAAUCGAUUUUGUGCAGUGCAAAAUCGAUUUUGUGCAAUGCAAGAUCGAUUUUGUGCAAUGCAAAAUCGAUUUUGCGGGAUUCGGUUUUGUGCAAUGCAAAAUCGAUUUUGUGCAAUCCGCGUCUGCGGGAAUGCAGAAUCCAUUUUGUGCAAUGCAAAAUCGGGAUUCGGUUUUGUGCAAUGCAAAAUCGAUUUUGUGCAAUGCAAAAUCGUUUCUGUGCAAUGCAAGAUCGAUUUUGCUGCUUUCGGUUUUGUGCAAUGCAAAAUCGAUUUUGUGCACUGCAAAAUCGGGAUUCGGUUUUGUGCAACGCAAAAUCGAUGCUGUGCAAUACAAAAUCGAUUUUGUGCAAUGCAAAAUCGAUUUUGCGGGAUUCGGUUUCGUGCAAUGCAAAAUCGAUUUUGUGCAAUCCGCGUCUGCGGGAAUGCAAAAUCGAUUUUGAGCAAUGCAAAAAUCGGGAAUCGGGAAUCGCCCCCCUUAAGUUGGUUGGCUCUGGCCUCUACAGUUUCGCCGCGCCACCGGAUUUUUUUUCGAUUUUCUUGGCCGAUAAAAAGUUGGUCCAAAUCACUACCAACAUGUGCUGGUAAUCGAAUUGGAGCGGUGAUGAAGUUUCGAGAUCGAGAUGGACCGGGCGAGGUUCUCUGUUGUUUCGAAAACAAAAGACAAUUAGAAGUAGAGUUUGGUAUCUCUUAGACAAAAAUAAAUGUAUCUGUUACACGAAAUAAAAGCUGCAACAGAAUUCAUGAAAGAAUGUCUUGAUUUAACAAUUACCCUCUAGUAAAACGGGCGCUCGACUAGAUCUGUUGACAGAAUGCGAACUAGGAACGUCCAUAUUUUUGGCAAAUGAAUCAUCACGACAACCUCAACAUGCCUAUGAAAAAGAACUUGAGCACGGGAGGACGAGGCCAGUACCUCAUUCUACUUGCAACGACCUUUUUUUAGCCAUACCACUAUCUUCCGGAGAAAAGCCUGCAAAGAAACUACUCCUGUAGUGUCCGCUAAGUAGCAUCAUCAUGUUUCUCAUAUUUGUUUCAAUGAACUGGUACCCAGCGGAACCCGCCCCCGCGAAUUCAGAACGCAAAAUGGACUACGAACAACGUAUGAUUCCGAAUGUAAAAAUCUAUGUAAAAUUUGACAAGAU